Colletotrichum orchidophilum is the source of this 1260-nucleotide messenger RNA. RefSeq names its product ribose-phosphate diphosphokinase. NCBI's taxonomy places the organism in Eukaryota, Fungi, Ascomycota, Sordariomycetes, Glomerellales, Glomerellaceae. The record is from RefSeq and is a predicted model, not a curated record. The transcript is spliced from 4 exons. Gene Ontology annotation, molecular function: magnesium ion binding; ribose phosphate diphosphokinase activity. Bases 1 to 1260 code for a protein of 419 amino acids. Gene Ontology annotation, cellular component: cytoplasm; ribose phosphate diphosphokinase complex. Gene Ontology annotation, biological process: 5-phosphoribose 1-diphosphate biosynthetic process; purine nucleotide biosynthetic process.
AUGGUCCGCAAUAUCAUUGUUCUUGGGGGCAACUCCCACCCUGAUCUCCUUAACAGUGUGUGCAACAACCUCGGGCUGAACCCGUGCGAGCGUGUUCUGUCAAAGUUCUCUGUUGGUGAGAGUCGCUGCGAGAUCAAGGACUCUGUGCGCGGCAAGGAUGUCUUUAUUAUCCAGACAGCCUCUGGCAAUGUCAAUGACAACUUUAUGGACAUGUGCAUCAUGAUUUCGGCCUGCAAGACGGGCUCUGCCAAGAGAGUCACAGCUGUCAUGCCUCUGUUUCCCUACUCGAGACAACCCGACGUCCCCUAUAAGAAAGCCGGCGCGCCCCUCUCGAAGCCAACAUCAGGGGCAUCCAAGAACUACACCUUUGAGAGUGUGCCUGCGACCCCUGGCCCCGGCAUUGCGCGCAGCAUGGGUCUCCCCAAUGGCAUUGACGGCAUUGCCUCAAAGCUGGCCAAGAGCAAGCUCAACGAGGAGCGUUCCAACGGAAUGAACGGUGUCGACCAUUCCAAGACCAAUGGCAACGGCCGUACCCACCACGAUUCCGUAUCCUCCCAGGUCAGCUACACCACCCACGACAACGAGCACCAGAACCGAAUCGAUGGCUUCCAGUCCAAGCCUGGAUAUAAGCAGUGGGUUGCCCAAGCUGGCACCCUGGUCGCUGACCUCUUGGCGUGCGCUGGAGCGGACCAUGUGUAUCAGGGCUUCUUCGAUGUUCCGGUUGACAACCUGUACGGCAAGCCUCUCCUUAUGAGGUACAUCCGCCAGAACAUCCCCAACUACAAGGAUGCUGUUGUUAUCAGCCCCGACGCUGGUGGUGCCAAGCGCGCCACUGCGAUCGCUGAUGAGCUGGACAUGGCCUUCGCCCUGAUCCACAAGGAGCGACGCCCGACCAAGUACACUGAGCAACGCAAUGCCAGCAUGAUGCUGGUGGGCGAUGUCAAGGACAAGGUCUGCAUUCUUGUCGACGAUCUCAUCGAUACUGGCAACACCAUCACGAGAGCUGCCAAGUUGCUCAAGAAGGAGGGUGCUACUCACAUCUAUGCCCUCUUGACCCACGGCAUUCUCAGCGGUGACGCCAUCCCGCGUAUCAACGCUUCGGCCAUCGAUAAGAUGAUCGUGACCAACACUGUUCCUCAGAAGGAACAUAUGCGCGCCUGCUCCAAACUUGAGUUCCUGGACGUCUCUCCGGUCUUUGCGGAGGCUAUUCGCCGUGUUCACCAUGGCGAGUCGAUCAGCGUCCUUUUCCAGCACAACUAA